AAUGUAACAAGAAAAUUAUGAUUAAUUGAUUCAUUCCAUAUAGAGAAAGAGAGAGAAAAGGGUUGAAUUUGAUCAACUUUCUUAUUCAUAAGAAAAAAUGGUUUCUUUAACUGUCGCUAAUUCUUCUCCAAUGAGACUUUCAUCUUCUCCAAAGAUUCCCUUCUUCCAUACAAGAAAACCUUCAAAGAAACAUCCUUCUUCAUCAUUCCCUGUUGCUCGAUUAUUUGGACCAGCUAUAUUCGAAGCUUCAAAAUUGAAAGUUCUGUUCUUAGGAGUUGAUGAACAUAAAUACCCAGAAAAUAUACCAAGAACUUAUACUCUUACUCAUAGUGAUAUUACCUCUAAAAUCACUUUAGCCAUAUCUCAAACCAUUAACAAUUCUCAGUUACAAGGAUGGUGCAAUAGGAUUCAAAGAGAUGAAGUAAUUGCAGAAUGGAAAAAAGUAAAAGGAAAUAUGUCUCUUCAUGUUCAUUGUCAUAUAAGUGGCGGCCAUUUUCUUCUAGAUCUUUUCGCUCCACUUCGAUACUAUGUUUUCUGCAAAGAACUUCCUGUUGUUCUUGAAGCAUUUGUUCAUGGAGAUAUGAAUUUAUUUAGAAAUUAUCCAGAAUUGAAGGAAUCUAUGGUCUGGGUUUAUUUUCAUUCGAAUAUAUCUGAAUUUAAUAAGGUUGAAUGUUGGGGGGAGUUGGCCGGAGGAAUUCAUCGCCGGAAGGAAAGUCCGAUGAAGUGGGAAUGGUCGGAAGUACCAAAUCCAUGUCAGGAAGAUUGUAAUUGUUGUUUUCCGUCGGUGAUGACGUCAAUGAACGGCGGAAUAAUUCCAUGGCCUCAUUCUCAUAUUAAUCCGGCGGGAUUGGCCGGAGAGGGAGAAAUUCACCGGCGAUCGUUGAAUUAGCUUUUUUGCGUAUCCCUUUGUAAAUAUUACAUUUUAGAAACUAAGAAUUAAAGAUUUAUUGAUAGAAACCAGAUUAGUACAUGUACUAUGAUAUAAUUAAAUGUAUUGUGAUUUGUGAAUGGA
Impatiens glandulifera is the source of this 1012-nucleotide messenger RNA. RefSeq names its product protein STAY-GREEN homolog, chloroplastic-like. The coding region runs from base 98 to 889 and encodes 263 amino acids. The transcript is spliced from 3 exons. The record is from RefSeq and is a predicted model, not a curated record. NCBI's taxonomy places the organism in Eukaryota, Viridiplantae, Streptophyta, Magnoliopsida, Ericales, Balsaminaceae.